AUGAGGAACUUCACCUUUACUUCAGUUUUACUUCUCUGCUGCCUCAGCUGGAUCUCUGUCUCAGGUUCUGAGUCUCACACUGUGGAGGUCAAGCCUGGUGAAGAAGUCACACUGACGUGCACCAACAUUUCCAGCAGUCCAUGUCAGACCGACUGGUUCAGACUGAUCAGCAGAACCAAGCCCAGCUGCAUCUCCUCCAUGUAUGAGGCUGAUGGUGGAGCUUCGUUCUGUGAUGGAUUUCAAAGUGGAUUUGAAAUGAGCUCCAACAUCUCCACUGUCUUUCUUAAAAUCAAGCGAGUGGAUUUAUCUGACUGCGGACUGUAUUUCUGUGGAUUCUACAAAGACACACAUACAGUCAUUGCCAAUGCAACACAUUUGAAAGUUCAAGGUAAUGGUGGAUCUAAUGGUGAUGUAGAUUUUGAGACUGAAAAGGAGCCUGAUGGAAUGACAAACCUUUUAAGCAUGAUCCAAGUUGGUCUGACUGUCUCCCUCACUAUAGUCGUCAUUGUUCUGGUUGUAAAAAUCAGAAAACUUCAGACAGGUACAAUUGAUUUAUUUUUUGUUACAAAUGUUGGACAAACACAAAGCAAAGCAUGUGUUCAGUAA
Epinephelus moara (kelp grouper) is the source of this 606-nucleotide messenger RNA. RefSeq lists its product as uncharacterized. The transcript has 4 exons. Lineage: Eukaryota; Metazoa; Chordata; Actinopteri; Perciformes; Serranidae. Gene Ontology annotation, biological process: response to bacterium. The record is from RefSeq and is a predicted model, not a curated record. Bases 1 to 606 code for a protein of 201 amino acids.